This is a messenger RNA of Raphanus sativus (radish), 2209 nucleotides long. Its product is annotated as calcium-dependent protein kinase 9. The record is from RefSeq and is a predicted model, not a curated record. NCBI's taxonomy places the organism in Eukaryota, Viridiplantae, Streptophyta, Magnoliopsida, Brassicales, Brassicaceae. Bases 300 to 1916 code for a protein of 538 amino acids. The transcript has 8 exons. Gene Ontology annotation, molecular function: calcium/calmodulin-dependent protein kinase activity; calcium ion binding; ATP binding. Gene Ontology annotation, biological process: intracellular signal transduction; peptidyl-serine phosphorylation; protein autophosphorylation. Gene Ontology annotation, cellular component: nucleus; cytoplasm.
CUCAUGAUUUGUUCUGCAAUAUUUUCUACUCUCUGAUUUUUAAAAUAAUCAUCAAAUCCAUCUGGCGAACAUUAUUUUGCUUGAUGAGUUAACGUAAAUAUUAUCUAAAAAGCGUUGCUUGAGGUGAUGCUUCCACGUCUUCAAAAAAGAAUCUGUCCUUUUUAAAAAAGUUUCUCUGUUCGUUUCUUCUUCUUCUUCAUCAUCAUCUAAAAGCUUCUAUCUUUCUUCUCCGGGUCGUCACCAUUUGAGCUAACUUAGCCAAAGCUGCGAUCUUUCUUCUCUGGGUCGUCGGAGAAAUCAUGGGCAAUUGCUUUGCCAAGAACCAUGGACUGGUGAAGCCUCAGCAGAACGGGCAGACCAGAUCAGUCGAAGGAGAUCCACCGCCGUCGUCGUAUACUCCACAGACUAGAACCCAGACAACGCCGGAGAAACCAGCCUCCGGGACCAACCAACCGCCGGCGUGGAGAACGGCGUCUGCAGGGCAAGGACCAAGCCCCACCAAAGCGGCGAAGAGCAACAACUCGAUCCUAGAGAACGCUUACGAAGACGUGAAGCUGUUCUACACGCUGGGGAAGGAGCUAGGGAGAGGGCAGUUCGGGGUGACGUAUCUCUGCACGGAGAACUCGACGGGGAAGAAGUACGCUUGCAAGUCUAUCUCCAAGAAGAAGCUGGUGACGAAAGCCGACAAGGACGAUAUGAGGAGAGAGAUUCAGAUAAUGCAGCAUUUGAGCGGGCAGCCUAAUAUCGUGGAGUUUAAAGGGGCUUAUGAGGAUGAGAAGGCUGUGAAUCUGGUGAUGGAGCUUUGUGCCGGUGGCGAGUUGUUUGAUAGGAUCAUUGCCAAGGGGCAUUACAGCGAGAGAGCGGCUGCUUCUGUGUGUAGGCAGAUUGUGAAUGUUGUCAAGAUUUGUCAUUUCAUGGGUGUGUUGCAUAGAGACCUGAAGCCUGAGAAUUUCUUGCUUUCUAGCAAAGAUGACAAGGCGUUGAUCAAGGCUACUGAUUUUGGCUUGUCUGUCUUCAUUGAAGAAGGAAAAGUAUAUAGAGAUAUAGUUGGGAGUGCAUACUAUGUAGCUCCUGAAGUCUUACGUCGAAGAUACGGGAAAGAAGUUGAUAUAUGGAGUGCUGGAAUCAUAUUGUACAUUCUACUCAGUGGUGUACCCCCGUUUUGGGCUGAAACCGAGAAAGGGAUAUUUGAUGCUAUAUUGGAAGGCCAUAUCGACUUUGAAAGUCAACCAUGGCCAUCAAUCUCCAACAGUGCCAAAGAUUUGGUGCGUAGAAUGUUGACUGCUGAUCCAAAAAGGCGUAUUUCUGCCGCUGAUGUUCUUCAGCAUCCGUGGCUUAGAGAAGGUGGAGAAGCAUCGGACAAGCCUAUUGACAGUGCUGUACUAUCAAGGAUGAAACAGUUCAGAGCAAUGAAUAAGCUAAAGAAACUUGCUUUAAAGGUCAUUGCGGAGAAUAUCAACACUGAAGAGAUCCAAGGAUUAAAGGCGAUGUUUGCUAACAUAGACACAGACAACAGUGGCACAAUCACAUAUGAAGAACUGAGAGAAGGUUUAGCCAAACUGGGAUCUAAACUCACAGAAGCUGAAGUGAAGCAGCUCAUGGAUGCUGCUGAUGUUGACGGGAACGGGUCAAUAGACUACAUUGAGUUUAUUACUGCAACUAUGCAUAGACACAGGCUUGAAAGUGAUGAGAAUCUUUACAAAGCUUUCCAGCAUUUUGACAAAGACAGCAGCGGAUACAUUACAACAGACGAGCUGGAAGUAGCACUGAAAGAAUAUGGAAUGGGAGAUGAUGCAACAAUCAAAGAGGUUCUCUCAGAUGUUGACUCUGAUAACGAUGGUAGAAUCAACUAUGAAGAGUUCUGUGCGAUGAUGAGAAGUGGAAAUCCACAACAGCAACAACCUCGACUGUUCUAGGGGAUAUUCUCAAUGUCGUUCUCAGGUCUUUUUGUUUUUUUUUUCCUGUAAAACCGGAGAUCCACAAGAUCAAGAGGAGAUGAUUUGUAUCUAAUCAAGAAAGUGGGGGAGCUGUAUUGAUAUUUAUCAAGACAAAAAAUACAUAAAGAGGAAGAAACUCAAAACUCUGAUUGCUUGUGUUUUGUACUUUACUUCUGUUUUGUUCUUCUUUUGUGUUUCUGUGCCAAGGCUCUUGUGAUAAGAGAGAAAUAGAGAAAUAUUCUUUAUAAGAGUAUGUAUGAUUUUACAAUGUU